Molecule: messenger RNA, 1735 nt
Organism: Blepharisma stoltei
Lineage: Eukaryota; Ciliophora; Heterotrichea; Heterotrichida; Blepharismidae
Source: the annotation of a GenBank genome assembly
AUGGAAGAACUUCAAGAACUCAACGACCAUUUAAGUAUUCUUGAAGAAAAGUUUGAGAAGCAAAAAGUUCAUCAAACAACCUUACAAAUUCAAUCAGAUGAACUGCAGCGUACAAUAACGUUAAAAUCAGCCGAUAAUAAAAUGCUCCAAGUUAAAAAACACCAUCAAGAUUUGCAAAUAGAAGAACUAUGCAAAGAACUUGAGAGAUUAAAAGGAACUUUAAAUAGAAGAGAUCAUGAAGAAUCUGAUCUUAAAAUAGAGCUCAGCAUGGCUGUGAAAGAACGGAGCCAUUACAGAGAAAACGAAAAUAUUAUAAAAAAGAAAACAAUUGAAGCUGAAAAAGAAAUAAAACUAUCAAAAGAAGAAAUAAGAGCUAUUAAUAACAAAAUAAGUGAAUUUGAGCUGGAUAUAAGUGAAGAUUGCCAAAUCAUUGAAAAUUUAAAUACAAUCUAUGAUAAAGUUAUGAGUGAGCUAAACAAUGAAAAUGAAAAAAAUAUAAUUUUAACUGAAAAAUGCAAAGAAAUAGAAGAAAAAGCAUCAGGUGUAAAGGAAAGAGAAAUAAAACAAAGCAAGGAGCUUGAAUAUUGAAAAGCCCAAGUAGCAGAAAAAAAUGUAAUAAUUGAAUCUCUUAAAGCAUAAAUGAGAUGCUUUCGGUUCGAGGGAAAUUAGCUCUGCUAAUUUUCUCUCUUCAUAGAAUUUUAUUUAUUGGGUGGGCUUUUUCCUGAAGAACUUAUACAAAGCAAGAACAGUUUUUAGAUUAGGUUAUAAGGCCAGGAAGCUGCUCCAAGUGCAUCAAGAGGCUUAAGGUUUUUCCUCUCAGCACAUCGAUGAGGAGCUAUAUGACAAGGUGGAGAAAAAUCUUGGUUUCGAUUAUCGAUGCUAUUUGAAAUAUUUGCACAUUAGAAUGCAAAGUGGCGUCAUCAUUUUUGAGUUAAAAAGGGGUGGGCUCCUUGACGAAGAAGGUAGCACGUUAAACACUAAGGUAGCUAAGACUAAGAAUCUCUUAAAGCAGAGCUAUAUCAGCAAAAAGAGCUUGAAAAGCAGCUUAAUCAAGAGCUGAGAAAACUUGAGAAUAAUUUAAGAGAUUUAUAUUCAGAAGAGGAUAUAGAAAUUGCCCGAGGAUGGCGCUAUCUUGCGCCAUCCUCGGGGCAAUUCAAAAAAUGGCCCCACACGGGAAUCGAACCCACGUGUGGGGCCAUUUUUGAUACGUGUAAGUCGAUGUUUUACACAUACCAAAAAUGGCCCCACACGUGGGUUCAAUUCCCGUGUGGGGCCGGUUUUUUGAAUUGCCCGAGGAUGGCGCUAUUUUGCGCCGUCCUCGGGCAAUUUCUAUAGUCUGAGAAAGCUGGAAAGAGAGUCAAAUUUAAAAAUAAAUGAAAUUGAGCAUAACCUUAGCAGAGAAGUUCCCCCUGACAUUGGUGGAGUUAUGCUUGGCAUCAACUUUAUUGACAACAAGAUUUCAGAUUUAAAUAAAACAGCUGAGAGUAAAAACAUUGCAAAAGAAAAUUUAAUCAAAGAGAAUUUUUCGAUAAAAAAGAAGAUAAAAAUUUCAAAUGAUGAAAUUAAACGGCAAAAAAGCCAGAUAGAUUCUCUUGCCAAUGCUCUUAAAGAACUUAAAAAGCAAAAUGAUAGUUUAGAGAUGUAUUUAAAAAGAAAACACACACAAAGGUAUCAACGUCAGAUAGCAGAAAAUGAGUUAAAUAUUGCGUUAGACUCAUUUACUAGUUUAAUUUAA